Molecule: messenger RNA, 2528 nt
Organism: Melanotaenia boesemani (Boeseman's rainbowfish)
Lineage: Eukaryota; Metazoa; Chordata; Actinopteri; Atheriniformes; Melanotaeniidae
Gene: tap2a
Product: transporter associated with antigen processing, subunit type a
Exons: 11
Coding region: 46-2184 (712 amino acids)
Biological process (GO): transmembrane transport
Cellular component (GO): membrane
Molecular function (GO): ABC-type oligopeptide transporter activity; ATP binding; ATP hydrolysis activity
Source: RefSeq, a predicted model, not a curated record
AGUGUGGUACCACAGCAGGUCAUAUGAGGACGACGGCAGCUGAAAAUGGCUGUAACUCACAAAGUCCUCGCUCUGAUCUCGGCAGUUUGCAUCGACUUUUCCUUCUUUUACGCAUCAGGAUUUGUAGUUCACAGCGCGUUAGGGCACCUUUCCCGUCUGUGGAUUUCUGCAGCUCUGCGAUGGUCAGCUAUCACUUUUAUAUCUCUCCUCAUACUUGGGGACCUAAAACCGUCGUUGAUUCGCUUUAUAACGGCGUACAGUUUGCUUCCAGCGGUGUUUGAGACCAGUUCCAGCGCGUUUUACCAUGAGGAGAGCCAGUGCAGCCAGGUGACGGAUCUGCGCUGCUGGCUGAUGUGCGCCGGAGCGUCGGUGGCUGCUGCGCUGUUCUGGGAGAUCACCAUACCGGACAACAAUGAAGAGGCUGCCAGUAAAAAGAAGAAGCAGAAAUCCAGGGUCCUGUUCAUGAGGGUUCUGCGCCUGAACAAACCCGACUACGUCCUGCUGCUUGGGGGCCUUGUGUUUUUGUCUCUGGCAGUCAUCUUUGAGAUGUUCAUCCCGUUCUACACAGGGAGAGUCAUUGACAUCCUUAGCAGUAAUUACAAUCAAAAUGAAUUCUACACAGCACUUCUCUUCAUGGGCCUGUACUCUUUGGGAAGUUCUGUGAGUGCCGGCUGCAGAGGGGGUCUGUUACUUUGUGCCAUCAAUUCCUGCACAUGCAGAAUCAAAGUGAAACUGUUUGGGGCUUUGACCAAACAGGAAAUUGGCUUCUUUGAGUCCAUAAAGACAGGUGAGAUUACAUCUAGAUUGUCUAAAGACACCACCCUGAUGGGAAGAACAGUGUGUCUGAAUGUGAACGUGCUGCUGAGGACAUUCAUCAAGACAGUGGGCAUGAUCUCCCUGAUGAUGAAUCUGUCAUGGAAACUCACCUUCCUUGUCCUGAUGGAGACACCCAUCACUGGGCUCAUACAGAACAUCUAUGACACACACUACCAGAGGUUAUUUCAGGCAAUGCAGGACUCAAUGGCUCGUGCAAAUGAAGCUGCAAAUGAAGUAGUGUUUGGUAUUCGUGUGGUACGAAGUUUCAACACAGAAAAACAUGAGGCCCGUCGCUACAACAAAUGUUUAAUGGAAACACACACCCUCAAGACCCGCCGGGACACUGUCAGGGCUGUUUACCUGCUCGCAAUGAGGUUGACAGGGUUGGCUAUGCAGGUCUUCAUAUUAUACUAUGGCAGACUUUUCAUCCAGAAGGGACAGAUGACCACCGGAAACCUGGUUUCCUUCAUCCUCUACCAGUCAAAUCUUGGCGACAACAUAAGGACACUGACCUACAUCUUUGGUGACAUGCUGAACUCAGUGGUGGCUGCUGGGAAAGUGUUUGAGUAUCUUGACCGAAAGCCUGAGGUCAGCACCGAUGGAAAACUUAAACCCGAUCAGCUGAGAGGACAUGUCAGCUUCCACUGUCUCAACUUUGCCUAUCCUGCAAACCCCAAUAAAACUGUCCUGCAGGACUUUUCUUUGGAGCUGAAACCCGGUAAGAUGACGGCUCUCGUUGGUACUUCUGGAGGAGGAAAAAGUACCUGUGUGAGUCUGCUGGAGCGACUCUACGAGCCUCAGGAUGGAGAAAUAUUUCUGGAUGAUAAACCACUGAAAUCCUAUGACCACCAUUUCUUCCACAAAAAGAUUGCAGUGGUGAGCCAGGAACCUGUUCUCUUCUCUGGCUCUGUCAGAGACAACAUCGCCUACGGGCUUGAUGAAUGCUCAAUGGAUGAGAUCCAGGAAGCAGCACGAAAAGCCAACGCCCACGACUUUAUUGAGCAACUAGAGAAAGGCUACAACACAGAGGUGGGUGAAAGUGGCAGCCAGUUAUCUAAGAGUGAGAAGCAGCGGAUCGGCAUUGCUCGAGCUCUGGUCAGGCAGCCCAAGGUCCUCAUCCUGGAUGAAAUCACCAGCUCUCUGGACACUGAGAAUGAAAACAAGGUCCUUCAGGCCCUGGCGAGCUGCCCCAACCAGACUCUCCUGGUCAUCGCUCACAGGCUGAAAACCAUUGAGAAGGCAGAUCAGAUUGUUGUGAUCAACGGUGGCAAAGUUGUGGAGCAGGGGAAUCACCAGGAGCUGAUGGACCUGAAGGGAAACUACUACAAACUGAAAGAGCUUCUUCCAGAAGGAAACUCACCCCAGUGAUGAAUUACUGAUGUUUGACUGGAGCUUAAAGUGGGAGGAGUGUUUUCUAGGAUUAUGCUGUGAUGGAGUUGGUGUAUACAGAAUAUGGAUAGGUUUGUAAAACUGCAUUUUCACCAGCUUAAUGUUCUAUUUAUUGUACAGACUGUUGAUCUCAUUCCUUUUAUCAAAGUUUUUAUCUGAGAGCUGUAUCUGAUUUUUCUUUUUCAUGUCGUGGUAUUUGAUAAAAAACAAAUAAAUGUUUUACACAAUGAAUCAUUGCUGCCGCCAUAAAACUUCAUGUUUUAUCAGAGAACAAAGGUUGUUGUCUGGGUGACAUGUUCUAAAUAAAAUAUUGAUCGAUAGCA